Aphidius gifuensis is the source of this 1600-nucleotide messenger RNA. RefSeq names its product uridine phosphorylase 1-like. The transcript is spliced from 6 exons. The record is from RefSeq and is a predicted model, not a curated record. Gene Ontology annotation, biological process: uridine catabolic process; nucleotide catabolic process. Lineage: Eukaryota; Metazoa; Arthropoda; Insecta; Hymenoptera; Braconidae. Gene Ontology annotation, cellular component: cytoplasm; cytosol. Gene Ontology annotation, molecular function: uridine phosphorylase activity. The coding region runs from base 542 to 1510 and encodes 322 amino acids.
AAAAAAUAGAAAAUAUAUUUAUCAUACUUACUCAUUGAUAAAAAAAAAUAUAAAAUGAGUAAGUUUACGUGAUAUUUCAAUAUCUCAUACAAGUGUGGGUGUAGAUAACUUGUAGAAAAAUCAGCAAUACGUUGAGAGAGAAUGAAAAAUAGUUCAAGGAAAUAUACGAAUAAAAAUUACCAACAUGUACACAUUUUGCAGAGUGAAUGAAGAAACAUCAGAUUGUGCCGAAGCAAUCUCCCACUUGUUAAAACUUUAAAAGAACCAAGUGAGAAAUUCAUUUGAUACAAACACACAAGCAUUAAUACUUGGCUUUCACACACGAGUUUCCAAUCGUUGAUCAAGUCACUUGAGUUUUUCAGAUUGACUUAGUUAUUAUUAUCAGCAAGUCUUUCAAUGAAAAGAUAAAAAAAAUAUCAAGGUGUUGUACUAAAUAAACAGUGUAAAAUUAUACUUCACCAUUUGGAUUUAUUGCUAAAAAAAAAAACAGUAAUUAUAUCCAAAAAUUAAUUAUUUAUUUGGAGGAUUUUUUGUUGUUAAAAUGGAAAAAAUUAAUAAGAAGCUAAUUGUUGAUAAUGAUGGUGAUAAAGAUGAACAAGAAACAGCUCUCAGAUUCAGUGAUGGUUCAGUUAGACUUAGAAAUAGAAAAAUUGAAGCUAUGGAUCAAGAUAUACUUUAUCAUUUGUCACUUGGUAGUGGUUCUCAUGAUCUUGUAAAAAUGUUUGGUGAUGUCAAGUUUGUUUGCAUGGGAGGUACAUCGAAACGAAUGGAACUAUUUGCAAAUUACAUAAUGAAAGAAAUUAAUUAUGAAUUACCAUGUGGAACAACAUUACUCGAUAUAAGUCAAAAUUCAUAUAGAUAUUCAAUGUAUAAAGUUGGUCCGGUCUUAUCAGUCAGUCAUGGAAUGGGAAUUUCUUCACUCAGUAUUCUUCUGCAUGAAAUAAUAAAACUUAUGUAUCAUGCUAAAAUACGUAAUCCAGUAUUUAUUAGAAUUGGUACUUGUGGAGGAAUUGGUUAUGAAGGUGGUACUGUUGUCGUAACAAAUGGUGCAUUGAAUGGAAUUUUAGAGCCUUACCAUGAAGAGCCAAUUAUUGGUAAAAUGGUUAAACGACCUGCUAUACUUGAUGAAAAAUUGGCAGAAGAAUUACAUUCAUUGGCAAGCCCUGAUGAUUGUUAUAAAACAAUUGUUGGAAAAACAAUGUGUACAUCUGAUUUUUAUGAAGGCCAAGGACGCCUUGAUGGUGCAUUUUGUGAUUACAAUGAAGAGGAUAAAAUUAAAUUUCUUUUAAAACUUCAAAAAGCUGGUGUUGUUAAUAUUGAAAUGGAAGCAACAACAUUUGCAGCUUUAACUCAUUAUGCUGGUAUAAAAGCUGCAAUUGUAUGUGUAACUUUUUUGGAUAGAUUAAAAGGAGAUCAGGUGGUUCCAUCAAAAGAACAACUCACUGAAUGGCAAAAUCGACCUCAAAAACUUGUAUCGAAAUACAUCACUAAAUGUCUAUCGAAAAAAUAGAAAUGUUAUUUUAUUUUUUUAAUUAUAUUUGUAAUAAUUUAAUACUUAUUUUUCAAUACAAUAAAAUCUACAUGUUAUUCGCAAAAUAAA